AACCAUUUCAAUGUGUUCAGUGUAUAAAUAAGGAUGUGAGUUAAUGAGUGAAGAACAUAUAAAAUUAUUUAUAAGCAUUUAUUGCCUUUGUUUUAAGAAGAAUAUAAUUAAAUAAUGGCUCAUUUUAUAAAGAAAGCAUUUCAGUUAAUCCCGAAUCAAUUAUUGUACCAACAAAAGCGUUACAGGGGAAAGAUAAAUAUUAGAAAACCAAAAAUAUCUUUUAAAAAGCGAGUAUUAAACGAACUUUUAACACCCUUCUUUAUUAAUCCUAACAAGGAUAAAACUCUGGAUCAAUUGUGCAAAAACGCAACAAAGAAAAUCGAGCACUCUCUUGGAAUUUAUGAUACGAUAAUAGCAAGAGAAGUUCGUAAUUGGUUUGAUAAUUCAAAAAUGAUUGCUGUAUUGCAUGUGAAUAGUAUUAUGGAGCUGGACGUAUUCGAUAUCAAAGUUGCAUUAUUCAAGGAAAAUAUGCACUACAAACGUUAUGGGUCUCAUAUCGUACAUAAUGCUAUUAAGAAUUCGCCUUACGAAAAUCUUGCUCCUUUAAUUAGUAAUUUUACUGCAUUUGUAUUCAGUUCUGAAAUAAAAGUACCCAUUGUAAACAAAAUUAUCAAAAAAAGCAAGAAAAUGUAUAUAUUAGGGGGAGUGUUAGAAGGACAAGUAUUGAAGUACGAUGAUUUCCUGAAGUUUGGAGAAAUGGAUAUCACAAUGGCGCAAUCGAAUUUGGUUCAAGUAUUACAAAAUGCAGGAGGCGUUAAUCUGACUCGACAACUUACACACCAUCAGUCGACACUGUUGACACGACUGAAACAGAUCGGUACAAAUGAGACAACCUCCGACGAUAAAAAAUCGGUGCCUGUAUAAUUGCAAAGAUACCUGUAUCUAUAAUUUAUUAUACGUUUAUGAUGCACACGAAGCUUUAAGUAAAGUACAAUUUAUUCUCCUAUGCCCUUUGUGACGAUAAAAAAAUAAGAAUGAUGGUUGAAAACUGA
Molecule: messenger RNA, 992 nt
Organism: Apis laboriosa (Himalayan honeybee)
Lineage: Eukaryota; Metazoa; Arthropoda; Insecta; Hymenoptera; Apidae
Gene: mRpL10
Product: 39S ribosomal protein L10, mitochondrial
Exons: 3
Coding region: 115-864 (249 amino acids)
Biological process (GO): translation
Cellular component (GO): mitochondrial large ribosomal subunit
Molecular function (GO): structural constituent of ribosome
Source: RefSeq, a predicted model, not a curated record